Messenger RNA from Prunus avium (sweet cherry), 1054 nucleotides. Lineage: Eukaryota; Viridiplantae; Streptophyta; Magnoliopsida; Rosales; Rosaceae. The record is from RefSeq and is a predicted model, not a curated record.
AUGAAUUUUCCUUUCCAAUUGCAGAAUAUCAGUGAACAAGUUGCCAGAUAUUCAACAGGAAUGAAUUUUCCUUUCCAAUUGCAGAAUAUCAGUGAACAAGUUGCCAGAUAUUCAACAGGAAUGAAUUUUCCUUUCCAAUUGCAGAAUAUCAGUGAACAAGUUGCCAGAUAUUCAACAGGAAUGAAUUUUCCUUUCCAAUUGCAGAAUAUCAGUGAACAAGUUGCCAGAUAUUCAACAGGAAUGAAUUUUCCUUUCCAAUUGCAGAAUAUCAGUGAACAAGUUGCCAGAUAUUCAACAGGAAUGAAUUUUCCUUUCCAAUUGCAGAAUAUCAGUGAACAAGUUGCCAGAUAUUCAACAGGAAUGAAUUUUCCUUUCCAAUUGCAGAAUAUCAGUGAACAAGUUGCCAGAUAUUCAACAGGAAUGAAUUUUCCUUUCCAAUUGCAGAAUAUCAGUGAACAAGUUGCUUCUUAUAUGAGAGAUCCAAGCAGAAUGGUUAAGCAGAUGCAGAUGAGGCGAUCGGCAGUUGGUGUAUUUGGCAUUGUUCCUGAGGGGGAGAAUACUCCAAAGGGAGAGGAGACACAAUGUGAUGCUGGUGCACAAGCUGAUGGCGACCCAGAACUUUUAGACGACUCCGAGUUUUACCAGCAAUUACUGAAAGAAUUUUUUGAGACAAUUGACCCAGCAUCUUCUGAGACGGCCUUUUAUUCUCUGAAAAAGUUGCAUACUAAGAAGAGGAAGAUUGUGGACAGACGAGCCUCUAAGAGUCGCAAGAUAAGGUAUAAUGUUCCCGAGAAGAUAGUAAAUUUCAUGUCUCCGGAGCCUAUGACCCUUCCAACUAUGGUUCCAGACCUCAAUAAUUUGUUUGGGUUGAAGAACAAGAAACGAGCUUCUGUAGUAUAGUGUAUAGGCCUUUGGAUCCAGGCUCUGAAAUUUUGUCUGUUAUUUAAAUGAUUUGAGUAUGUUGUCCUGAUAUUUCUGUAAUCCAUUCCAUACCAAUUUUUGUAAUGUUAGCCUCGUCUUCUGAACGCAUAGCUUUGUUGUAAAUCACAGUGAA